GAGCGCCUGAAAUGCGAGUCGAGAGAUACAGUACGGAGAUCACCAAGCCAUCUCGCGCAUGCCACUUCACAUACAACACAUAAAUGUACGUAAACAGUGUCGCUGAGCCUUUGCCACAGACACACCCCGGCCAUGACGAGUGCGAACUUCCGCAAAGCCUACUACUCCUCGCUGGGCGUCCAAGUUGUCGAAGUGAAGCCGUCCCUCGAAACCGCUCUCCAAGGCGACAUCCUUAACAUUGAGCGCCUAAACAAAUUGUGCCUGUGGGUGCGCAUCCCGCACUCGUACCGGGCACUGGUAUGGAAGGUGCUCCUAGGGACGGUAUCCUUGACCAAGGAGGUGUGGGGUUUUGCAGACGCUCAGCGGGCUGAGCAGUAUGGCGAUCUGAGGAGGUGUGUGCAGUGUAUGGAUGGAGGCAGCAGAGCCGAUGAGGAACUCACACCCUCGACAAUGGUUCGCAUGCUACUGAUCCAGCUUGACACGGACGAUCAAGUGCCGCAUCAUCUAUCCGGAUCACUGGACCGCUCCAAAUCAUCACAUCUGCUUGCACUCGCCAACACAAUCCUGGAGAUCUGCGAAGAGAACGAGGAAGAGGCGUACUGGCUAUUUGAGUACUUUGUGCGGAAGUACCGUGUUCCGCUUGUCGUGCAUGACAGAACAUCAGCGGAUAGCGGGGUUCGGGAAAAGCCAGACGGCCACGACAUCUCCACCUCUCCAGACUCCGACGCUGACCCACCCCCAUCCCCCAUCGCAAAACUCGAAGAAGACCGCAUCAGCAUGGAAAUCGGCGCCCUCUCCACCCUCCUCAAAACCCACAACGAAGAGCUUCUCACCCACAUCCUCUCCCUCGGCCGCCCGCUCUCAACUUACUGCUAUGCCUGGUUCCGCACCUACUUUGCCAGCGUGGUGCCUCCGCACUGCCUCGAGGGCGUCUGGGACAUCCUCAUUGGCGGCGCACCGGGCAUAUUGCCAUAUCUGGGCCUGAGUGUGUUUCUGGCGAGUAAGCGCAAGAUCCUUGCUGUGCGCACGUCGGCGCAGCUGGUGGAGUUGCUGAGUCAGGUGGAGAACAUUGUCGAUAUGGACGCGGUGGCGAAUACGGCGAUCGAUAUGUGGGAGCGGCCGGUACUGGAGGGCAUGUCGAAGGAGCUCAGGAAGGCUUUGGGAUACAAUUUCUGAGAGUAGUACCCAUGAUAGCCCUAUUUUUGGAAUGGCUGUCGAGCCGCGAAAGCAAUCAACCCAACGGCGUUUUUUUGGGCGGUGGAUCGGCCCCUACAGCGUUAGAGAUACCCAUAGUUACGCAGCUUCCACACAAUCUAGAUGUUCGAAUAAAGGCCAAGAUCGGGUCGAAUUUGAUUUACAGACAAUCCAACUGAACUCCGCUCGAACAUCGUUCGUCGGCAGCCAUCGUCAACCAGGAUGCGUUGCACGCUUUGUCA
Messenger RNA from Fimicolochytrium jonesii, 1436 nucleotides. RefSeq lists its product as uncharacterized. The transcript is spliced from 3 exons. NCBI's taxonomy places the organism in Eukaryota, Fungi, Chytridiomycota, Chytridiomycetes, Spizellomycetales, Powellomycetaceae. Gene Ontology annotation, molecular function: GTPase activator activity. The record is from RefSeq and is a predicted model, not a curated record. Gene Ontology annotation, biological process: activation of GTPase activity; negative regulation of TOR signaling. The coding region runs from base 133 to 1176 and encodes 347 amino acids.